UUCAAUUACACCACCGAAUAGAUUAUCGCAAUUGCUGUCUCCCAGCAACGAAAACAAAAAUUCGUUAACAGAAAGUGUUUAUUCAGUUGAAUUUGGAUGAUUGUCCCGUUAACAUACUUCACCUCAACCCUUCUCAUUAAGACCUUAAGAAUUCGCCAAAAUGCGUGAGGUACUGUCGGUUCACAUCGGGCAAGGAGGUGUCCAAAUGGGCAACGCUUGCUGGGAGUUAUACUGUUUAGAACAUGGCAUUCAACCGGAUGGAAUGCUACCACCCACAAGUUGCUCAAACGAUGACGGUUUUCAAACAUUCUUCAGCGAAACCGGCGGUGGAAAAUAUGUACCUCGAGCUGUGUUCCUGGACCUCGAACCCACAGUCAUAGACGAGGUCCGAACAGGAACCUACCACCAACUAUUCCACCCCGAGCAGUUGAUCUCCGGCAAAGAGGACGCAGCCAACAACUACGCCCGAGGUCACUACACCCUAGGAAAGGAGAUCAUAGACCUGGUGCUCGACAGGAUACGCAAGAUCGCGGACAUGUGUUGCGGUCUGCAAGGUUUCCUGAUCUUCCACGCGUUCGGUGGAGGCACCGGUUCAGGCUUCACCAGCCUCCUAAUGGAACGCCUCUCCAUGGACUACGGAAAGAAGGCCAAGCUCGAAUUCGCGAUCUACCCUUCUCCACAAAUCUCCACCGCCGUCGUGGAGCCCUACAACGCGAUCCUAACAACCCACACGACCUUGGAACACUCGGACUGCGCUUUUCUUGUCGACAACGAGGCCAUCUACGACAUCUGCAGACGAAACCUGGACAUCGAACGACCCACCUACACGAACCUGAACAGACUAAUAGGACAAAUAGUGUCGUCGAUCACGGCUUCGUUGAGGUUCGACGGAGCUCUGAACGUGGAUCUCACGGAGUUCCAGACGAACCUGGUACCAUAUCCCAGGAUACAUUUUCCUUUGGCCACUUAUGCGCCCAUAGUGUCCAUCGAGAAGGCUUAUCAUGAACAGCUGACGGUGAUGGAACUCACGUCGUCGUGCUUCGAACCGGCUAUGCAGAUGGUUAAGUGCAAUCCACAACGGGGGAAGUAUAUGGCGUGCUGCUUGCUGUACAGGGGAGACGUGGUGCCCAAGGAUGUGAACGCUUCCAUUGCGGCCAUUAAGACUAAGAGGGCGAUACAGUUUGUGGACUGGUGUCCCACUGGGUUUAAGGUGGGAAUUAAUUACCAGCCACCAACUGUGGUACCCGGAGGUGAUCUAGCCAAAGUACAAAGAGCGAUGGCGAUGCUCGCAAACACAACUGCAAUCGCAGAAGCGUGGACAAGGUUAAACAGAAAGUUCGAUUUAAUGUUUGGAAAACGAGCAUUUGUUCACUGGUACGUCGGUGAAAGCAUGGACGAGAGUGAAUUCAACGAAGCCAGAGAAGAUUUGGCCGCAUUGGAAAAAGAUUACGAAGAAGUUGGCAUGGACUCGACAGACGCUGGCGAGGGUGAAGAAGAAAAUUAAACGUCUACUUCAUUUUAGAAGUAGAUCUUCAAGAACAGACGACUCAUCCCCUUUGUAUCGAUUAUACAUUAUUUUUAUUCAUUUUGUUCGUACUCGCUCUUUGUAUCAUUUU
Molecule: messenger RNA, 1616 nt
Organism: Megachile rotundata (alfalfa leafcutting bee)
Lineage: Eukaryota; Metazoa; Arthropoda; Insecta; Hymenoptera; Megachilidae
Product: tubulin alpha-1 chain
Biological process (GO): microtubule-based process
Cellular component (GO): microtubule
Molecular function (GO): structural constituent of cytoskeleton; GTP binding
Source: RefSeq, a predicted model, not a curated record